Molecule: messenger RNA, 2162 nt
Organism: Neocloeon triangulifer
Lineage: Eukaryota; Metazoa; Arthropoda; Insecta; Ephemeroptera; Baetidae
Product: neuroguidin
Exons: 6
Coding region: 140-1072 (310 amino acids)
Biological process (GO): maturation of SSU-rRNA from tricistronic rRNA transcript (SSU-rRNA, 5.8S rRNA, LSU-rRNA)
Cellular component (GO): nucleolus; small-subunit processome
Source: RefSeq, a predicted model, not a curated record
UCCUCGCAGUGAGCAGCAGUGAAAUGAAAAAAUGGCAGCUGCUCUUUAAAAAGUGCACACACUAACACGUGCAUCCAAAUUAAAGGGUCGCAGAAUGAGCUUGUGACCCGCAGAGCGAAGUCGAGAGCACCCUUAAAUCAUGGUUCAGGCCGGAGACGACGCCGUGGCCGUGAGCCAGCAGGACUUGCCUCAAGCCCUCCAGUUGCUCGCCGAAAUGGGCGAGAGUGCCGACAAAGUGUCCAAGCUGGUGGAUAGCAUGUUGCUCAGAGUCAAAAGAGGGGAAAUUUCUACGGCCAAGGGAUUGAGCUUCCUCGAGGUCAAGUACCACACGCUGCUGAGCUAUUUGAUAAAUUUAUCUUAUGUGGUGUUGAGGAAGAGCUCUGGAGUGUCAAUUUUCAACGAUCCAAGCAUUGAUCGAUUGGUGGAACUGAGAACUGUGUUAGAAAGAUUGAGACCGAUCGACCGACGGCUCAAGUACCAAAUAGACAAACUGGUCAAAACAGCAGUCACUGGCGAAUGCUCAGAUGCUAGUUCAUUCAGGGCAAACCCCGACAACAUGGUUAGCAAGUUGGAAGGUGAUUCCGACAGUAGUGAGGACGAAGAGGGUGAACGGGAAAGGAAAUCAGUGUAUGUGCCUCCGAAAUUGGCACCCAUGCACUACGAAGGGGAUGAGACUGCAGCCAGUCGUCAGGAGAAGUUGCUUGAAAGGGCCAAGCGUCGCGCCCUGAGUAGCUCGAUGGUGCGGGAGUUGCGGGAGGAGUAUUUGGACGCGCCUACAGAGCUGGGGUCCCGCGUCGACUCAGGGGCAGGACCUUCCGGUCCGUCCAAGGAGGACUUGGAGCGGCAGGAGUACGAGGAGACGUACUUCACUCGUCUGCCGGUGGCCAAGGAGAAGCGCAAGAAGAGGAAGUUGCCUACCAUGGGCAGCUUGGCCGACGAACUCAUUAACUUCGGGUCCGACUUCAGGGGUCUCGAAGGAGAGGUAACUCCAAAGAGGGCAAAGAAGAGAGGCUCAAAAACGCCCAGCAAGAAGAAGGGCUCGAAAGGAUUCAAGAAGCGAAAAUCUCGUUAAUGAAAUAUGUGCAUUUUGAUACCCAACACCUUUAAAAAGGUAUUCAACGACAAUUUAAAUUCAUAUUUUGAACUAGUGAAAGGACUGAAAUUUGAUGGAAGAAAGAGAAAUUCUCACUAAUCAGACGUAAAAAGGUUUUGGAUUGUAUGACAAAGAGAAUGGCUCGAUUAAGUUUGUAUUCAUGUCACCUCUGCUUAAAAAUUCUUGUUGUCUUUGAUGUGGAUGUUGUAUGUAGAUUCGGUGUUAAUUUUAAGCCAAACACGCAGAUCCCGACCAACUAACCACUCGUCCCAAUAGCCAGUUGUUGAUCAAAAGCCGUGUUAAAAAAAUUGAAGGGAGCUUCACGAGCUGUGAUAGAGAGUUUGCAGAAGUAAAAAAUGAAUAAUUUCCUAUCCACACCCAUCCAUAUCCAUACAAUUUGUGCCGAGAAAAGUGAAAUAUUUUAUAGAUGUACAACAACGAGGAGGCCUUCUUUGAAAUUCUCAAAGACUAUAUAUAUUGAUCAUUAAAUCUCACUCAGCUUAAGUAUUCCGUGCCUGUUCCGACCAAUAGAUUUACGCCCAUGUUAUGGAGACGACUUAACAAAGCGCCCAUUAGAGAUUUUCACGAACUAAUAUUUUCAAAUUAUUAUCUCUUCCUGCCACAAUCAUAAUUAUAUAUGAUUAAAGUGCGAAGCACAGAAUGCACAGAUCUAUAAUUAAUAAUACGACCAAUGUUAAUUAAUUACUGUUUUGUUAGCGCAGAGGUGAUGCUGUAUGCUUGUUCUUGUCUUAUUAUAGAACAAUUUUAAAUUUGAUUUUGUUGGGAUACACAAGUGGUUUGUUACAAGGAGACUAAUCUUGUGACUACAAUUACAAUAAUUCUGUUUAAAGGAUGAAAUUUGUAAGAAUAAUUGUCUUUUGUAAUAAUUAGAAAAAUGCAUCUUAGGAGCACACAUUUAAUCAAUAAGGACUUACAUGUAUUAUUGAGCACACACUAAUUUCUACAUAAUUUUAUUAUGUUUUUACUUCCUUCUACUCUUUCUUUUUGUUUAAUAUAAAUCGUAAUGAUGCAAUGAAUUUAAUCAAUAAAUAAUUGCCUUUGCUAAAAA